UUCUAUGCUCGAAAACAACACGGAUCCUCCGCGCAUGCGUACAUUCUAAAAUACGAUUUGCACAACGGUCCAACAUCAAAGAUGGCGGGAGCCUCCGACCCACUGGAGGACAUGCUCUUCAAUGAGGUGGAUGAGAAAGCAGUUAGCGACUUAGUUGGCUCUCUGGAAUCACAACUGGGCGACCGAAAGGCUCCCGCUGCUUCAUAUUCCGACGGGAAACGGGAGGGAGCUCCGCCGGCGGCCAGCCAGUUCUCAGGGAAAGUGCGCGAUCAAGUGGGGUCUCUGGAGCAGCCGCAACAAGGGCAUCCAAAAGCGGGGUUAAACCAGGAACCCGGCGCUAAUGAGCCGCUCUCCGGCAAAACCGCCACCUCCUCUACCUCCUCUGCCGCCGCCGGGGCCGUGAUAACCGCCGGAGCCGGUCUGCAAGCAGUCGGAGCAUCUCCUCCCGCGGCUUCCUCCGUACCGGGACCCGCAACUUUGAACACUCAGUCCGCGGCUGCUAGCUUCCACCGGGCUGCCGUCCCGGGUCCGAGCGCGGCUCCCAGCGCCCUCAUCGCCCCCGCGGCGGAGGCGGCUAUCAGGACCGCUUCUCCCGGAUUACAAAGUUUAAACGGCAACUCUGGAGCCGUGAAGUUGGUGAACUCCCCCGCGGCCCCCCCUCCGGCCGGGGCCAACACUGUUAUAAGUGCUGUCAGCGCCGGCGGCUCCGCUAUCGUCGCCUCCAUGGCUUCUCAGCCUAGUUUUCCAGUACCUCAGUCCCCGGCGGCGUCCCCCGCUGUGACUUUGCAGAGGCACCCCAGCCCGGUGGCCAGCGUGGCCCAGAACGGGGUAGACCCUAAGGGGGCCCAGCUGGUGGUCCCGGGUGCCCCCUCCCCCUCAGCCUCCAGCUCUCAGGUCGUGAACCACAGCAACCCUCUGAUGCACACCAAGAUGUUGGUGCCCAGCCAGCCCGUUUCCGGAAACUCCGUCAUCCUGACGAGCACCCCUCCGCCCGCCGCCCAGUCCCCCAUCAGCCACGCUCAGACCGGGACCAGUACGGCUACUGUGGCCCUGGCCGCUGCCGGGCUGAAGCCUGCGGUGAACGGAGUGGGCCAGCCUGCGGUGGCUGUGGUGAGGCCGCCGGGCGCUCCUAUGGUGGCCACCUCCAUCCAGCAGCAGAGACCGGGGCUGGUGGCGAGCUCGACCAGAGCGGCCGCUCCUCAGCCUCCUCUGGCUGUCCGGCCUCAGCAGCAGACCACCAUCCAGCUGCCCCCCGGGUUCAGCAUGCCUCCCGGUAUGGUUCUGGUCCGGACGGAGACGGGUCAGCUGGUGAUGGUCCCUCAGCAGGUUCUGGCCCAGGCUCAGGCCAAGACGCAGCAGGGCCAAGCGGUGGCCAACAUCACCCAGAGACCUGCGACGCCGACGGCCGGGGCCACCAUCCGGGUCACCACUGCCAACACGGCUCCUCAGACCGUCCGCCUGGCCUCCCCCGCUCAGACCAGAAUGGUUCAGUCUCCCUCCACCACCACUGUACAGAAGGCCAUCACGGUGGCCCCCGGCGCUGCAGCGGUGUCGGUGAAGAUGACCGCCCCUCAGAAGGCCCAGACAGUGAUAACGGCGGGGGGGACGCCUGUCGCCAAGCCUGCCGGUGUCCCGUCCACGCCCCUGACCGGCACGACGCCCACUCCCACCGCCACGCCCCCUGGCAGAGUCAACGUGGUGUCCCAGGAGAUGCAAGAAAACGUGAAGAAAUGCAAGAACUUCCUCGCCACGCUGAUCAAGCUGGCGUCCCACAAUUCCCCCUCCCCAGAUACCUCCAAGAAUGUGAAGGCCCUGGUGCAGGACCUGCUCGAUGCUAAGAUCGAGCCUGAGGAGUUCACCACUCGGCUGCAGGCUGAGCUGAAGUCCUCCCCGCAGCCCUACCUCAUCCCCUUCCUCAAGAAAAGCCUCCCCGCCCUGCGUCAGUCUCUGCUCAGCAGCCAGCAGUCUCUGGUGACGCCCACCCCCAGCACCUCCGCGGCCCCCCUGGCCGCCCCCGGCUCCGUCACCACCGCCGCCAUCAGGCCGCGGCUGCCCAUCGGUCCAGCCGGCGGCACCGUCAGACUGAACCCGCCCCUCACAAACACCCUGGCUGUGGGCAGAGCCGGAGUGCAGACUGUUCAGACUCGUACGCCUGUUGUCUUCAGUCAGACUCUCAGACCUCAAGGCACACUUGUGAGGGGACCCACAACUAUAAUUGGCAAAGUUAACCUGGCAGGUCAAGCCAAUCAGAGGAAACUGAGUGACCCAGGGGGCGGGACAUUCAGAGAUGACGACGACAUCAACGACGUGGCGUCCAUGGCCGGCGUCAACCUUAACGAGGAAAACGCCCGUAUCCUAGCAACCAGCUCGGAGCUGGUCGGCACAAAGAUCCGCUCCUGUAAAGACGAAUCCUUCCUGCCCACCGGCCUGCUGCACCGUCGCAUCCUGGACACAGCUAAGAAGCUGGGUGUGACCGAGGUGCCGCUGGAGGUGGUGAACUUCAUCUCCCACGCCACGCAGUCCAGACUGCGCUCCCUGCUGGAGAAGGUCUCGGCAGUCGCUCAGCACCGCACGGACGGGGGAAAGGAUGAAGAGCAUCAUGAACAGACGUCAGACGUUCGCUCUCAGCUUCGUUUCUUCGAGCAGUUGGAGCGAAUGGAGAAACAGAGGAAAGAUGAGCAAGAGAGAGAGAUUCUGCUGAAGGCUGCCAAGAGUCGCGCCAGACAAGAAGAUCCUGAACAGGCUCGCCUGAAGCAGAAGGCUAAAGAGAUGCAGCAGCAGGAGUUGGCUCAGAUGCGACAGCGGGACGCCAACCUCACGGCCCUCGCCGCCAUCGGCCCACGCAAGAAACGCAAGCUCGACUCGCCGGGAGGCGCCGCGGCCGGCACAGAGGUGGCCUCCGGCUCGGGCGCAGGCUCCUCCACGGCCGCCUCCUCCCGCCAGCAGCUCCGUCAGCGGAUCACGCGAGUUAACCUCAGGGACUUCAUCUUCUGUCUGGAGCAGGACCGCUCCACAGCUCGCUCUCUAAUGCUCUACAAGGCGCUGCUGAAAUGAGGAGUCCCUCCAGCGGGAGCGCUCGGCCCACUGCAGAUCACAAACUGGAUUACACUUCCACCUGCUCCUCCGGUCCUCGCAUCCUCAACGGUGUUUCAUAGUCCUGAGUCGUCUUCAGUCCCUGCAGCAUCUUUUAACCUUCAGUUUGUCCUCUGGUCUCACCUGAACCCUCACUUCUAGUUUUACAGCUUCUCUCCGUGUUUUUUGAAAAGGAUGUCUCAUUUUUAGCUCAUUCAGGUGCCUAGUUUCGGACUGCGCGUUACUUUUCAGCUCCACGUUUGUUAAAAGAGAACUCCGCCGAUGUAACGUCACAGACCGUGGAACGGUGAAACGAAUCCGUGUCUCUGCGAAGCUUCUGGUUCAGGAGUCUCUGUGAUGUAGUGACGACUCGCAGGGCUAGUUGGUGAGCUACUGUGGCUGGUGAGCUAACCGCUAACUUGCUAGCUGGCCGGGCUAGCGCAAUAGCUCUCUGAGCUUUUCACUAUUUCCUCUCUCCUGUUUUGUUUACGGACAUCUUGUUCACCACUGAACGUUACUGGGGAGGGAAAGUAAAGCUCUCAGAACUAACGAGCUCGUUAGCUUAGCUCGGCCGGUAGCAGGACGUCCUCCUGUCUGCUGACCGUGUGAGAACCAGGUCUCUGUGCUGGAGCAGGUUCCACUCUGAACUGGACGGUGACACACAAAUGAGCUACGAUAGCUUCCUCCAUUUUGGACUCUGCGGCUCUCCGUCCACUCGGAGCUCAGCUCUGCCAGGACGGCUUGUCAUUGGUCAACGCAGCUAAUUCACCAAAGUUGAAGCGUUGGCAAUGCCCCCCCCCCGGCUAUUCCUUCUAGUAUCUUUGUGAAUACUCAGUCCUCCUUGUCCGCCGGCCUGGAAACACCUGGAAAGUCAGUGGAGUUCACCUUUAAUAACGACAGCUUUUGAUAUGAAACACGUUGCAGGUCUUUCUGAGAAGUCAGUUUUCCAGACAGCGAGAUGAGUUGACCCCGAUGCCGACGGGAUCAUUCGCAUCGUUUCGACUCCAGCGCUGUACCUGAAGAGGUGCCUUCCGAGUCUCGUCGUCCCGAGCCUCUCCACGGCUCCUCCACGCUCUCCGUAGCCCCCACUCAGGACGCCGGGCUCACGGGCUCUUACGUUUGUUUUUUAAAGUUUUCUGAGCACGCUCAGAUCUGCGAGGUUGGCACGGUCACACAUUCAACCGUCACGUUUGCAUUUGAAGUCGUCCGCCGCUGCAGGGUGGCAGAGAAUCAUGAGAAUCGUGAGUUUCGUGGACGUUUUAUGGAGCAUCAUGUCGAUCGUUGUCGUCAGAGGAAUGUGCACCGCGAGAACUGUGAAGCUUCGAUGGUCGUAUGAGCGGGGGCGAAACAGUGGGUCGAUCAUUUUAGUGUGUGUGUGUGUGUGUGUGUGUGGGAUAAUGAUGCUGAUAGCUCUCUGAGGUCAGAUCGAUGCCUCUCUCAUGUCUGUAAAUAUGAAGCAGCUUGUUAGCUUAGCUGGACAGAGCCAGGCUAGCUGUUCCCCCUGUUUCCGGUCUUUAUGCUAAGCUAACCAGCUGUAGCUUCAUAUUUAGCGUACAGACACGAGCGUGGAGUCGAGCUGAACUUCUGACCCUCAGAGAGGAAGAAGAGGAUUUCACUAAAUGUUGCCCUGUUGCUUUAAGACAAAGGAUUUACAGUUUUAGUUUCAGUUAAUCAUCGCAGGGAGCUGGCUCUCCUACAGACAGUGAAACUCACUCAGGCUACGUUCAUGAAGGCUAACAAACAUAAAGCUUCAGAUCAAACAACAUUCCUGCAGUUUCCCCUCCUCCUCCUCCUCCUCUUCAUCCCGCCUGACGUGUGAUUUAACUUUUAGCUCAACGUGCGACUAUGAAACAUUAGAAUUCAAAUCACAGUCUGAAAACGUUGACCUUGUACUGUUGAACAUAUUAAUUUGUCAGAGUAGUUGAAUAUGCAGUUUCGCUUCACGGUUUGCUGUUGAAAGUUUUUAAGAUGACUUUUUUGGAAAGGGUGUGUACAUUGAAGGUUUUUAACGCUUUAAAUGUCUUUUUCCCCUCAUAUCGGGCAUUUGGUUUGUAUAGUAUAUAGCUCUAACUGCUAACUGAAGCUGUGGUGUAUGUACUGUAUAUUCAGUCAGUCUGGCUCUGCAGAGCCCAGAUAAAGUAUCAUCUGUUGGAAGGACACAAUUUUUGCGAUUAUUUAUAUUUCCUACAUUCUGUAUUCAAUCCUGACGCAUUUCAGGCAAUGCAAUUUUACAGUUGUUUGUACCUUUGCAAAAAAAAUGAAAUAAAGAAAAUGAUAAAGAA
Molecule: messenger RNA, 5354 nt
Organism: Siniperca chuatsi (mandarin fish)
Lineage: Eukaryota; Metazoa; Chordata; Actinopteri; Centrarchiformes; Sinipercidae
Product: transcription initiation factor TFIID subunit 4-like
Exons: 15
Coding region: 82-3054 (990 amino acids)
Biological process (GO): DNA-templated transcription; transcription initiation at RNA polymerase II promoter
Cellular component (GO): transcription factor TFIID complex
Molecular function (GO): protein heterodimerization activity; RNA polymerase II general transcription initiation factor activity; DNA binding
Source: RefSeq, a predicted model, not a curated record